AUGGGGGUGACGGCCGCCCUUGGACCCCGCGACGCCGCCCCUGCAGCAGCCGCCUCCGUCCCGUCCGCGCUUGCCCUCGUGCAGUCGCCCUGUCUCGCCCGCGCCCUCGUGCGCUCUGCUGCUGCGCGCGCCCUCGUGCGCUCCGCUGCUGCGCGCGCCCUCGUGCGCUCCGCUGCUGCCCGCGCCCUCGUGCGCCCCGCUGCUGCCCGCGCCCUCGUGCGUCCUGCUGCUGCACGCGCCCUCGUGCGCUCUGCUGCUGCACGCGCCCUCGUGCGCUCUGCUGCUGCCCGCACCCUCGUGCGCCCUGCUGCUGCCCGCGCCCUCGUGCGCGCUGCUGCUGCCCGCGCCCUCGUACGCGCUGCUGCUGCCCGCGCCCUCGUGCGCCCUGCUGCUGCCCGUGCCCUCGUGCGCUCUGCUGCUGCCCGCGCCCUCGUGCGCCCUGCUGCUGCCCGCGCCCUCGUGCGCCCUACUUCUGCCCGCGCCCUCGUGCGCUCUGCUGCUGCCCGCGCCCUCGUGCGCCCUGCUGCUGCCCGCGCCCUCGUGCGCCCUGCUGCUGCCCGCGCCCUCGUGCGCUCUGCUGCUGCCCGCGCCCUCGUGUGCUCUGUUGCUGCCCGCGCCCUUGUGCGCCCUGCUCUGCCCGUGCCCUCGUGCGCUCUGUCUCACCCGCGCCCUCGUGCGCUCUGCUCUGCCCGCGCCCUCGUGCGCACUGCUGCUGCCCGUGCUCUUGUGCGCUCUGCUCUGCUAGUCGCCCUUCGCGGCGGCCCCGUCGAUCCGCACGUCGCCCUGCGGCCCCCUUCCCGCACACCCAAGUUCGCUUUCCGCACAACCGACUGA
This is a messenger RNA of Closterium sp. NIES-65, 834 nucleotides long. The record is from the annotation of a GenBank genome assembly. Lineage: Eukaryota; Viridiplantae; Streptophyta; Zygnematophyceae; Desmidiales; Closteriaceae.